This is a messenger RNA of Talaromyces amestolkiae, 1413 nucleotides long. RefSeq lists its product as uncharacterized. The record is from RefSeq and is a predicted model, not a curated record. Bases 1 to 1413 code for a protein of 470 amino acids. The transcript has 2 exons. NCBI's taxonomy places the organism in Eukaryota, Fungi, Ascomycota, Eurotiomycetes, Eurotiales, Trichocomaceae.
AUGGCAAAACAACAACAAUCAAAACCCGCCUGGACAACCUCCUCACCGCGAGUUCUGAAUAUUCUUCGCCCACGAAUACUCAUUCCUCUAGGCUGCGCUUUAGCACUGUUGCUGUCAGCAUCUCUACUUGCGGUUCAAUUUGAAAACCAAAGUUACGCUUUGCAACUACAGCUCUUCCGACCGAGCCGAUACUUUGAAAAGGAGUGCUAUGCGCCGAGUGAACCAGCCACGGAUCGCUUACAACAUGUGGCGACCGGGAUCAGCGACGGAGAAUGGCAAUUUAAUUCUAGUCGCGAUGCGAAUAAUUAUGCAUUGAAUUCGGACCAAUGCCUGGCUGCGUUCCCGAAGAUGUUCACCGAGAUUGAUAAAAGUGUUGCGCAGCGGAAAGAGGCCAACAACCCCAUCACAUUCAAGGAGAUUGAUUCAAGAAAACGGCUGGGCCAAGGUAUGGCGAGGGCAAUGAUUUAUAAAGGAGAGCUAUACAUUAUCGAAUACGGCGACAUGAUGUACACGGCAUCACGAGCGAAAUCAACGCUUCAUUCCCUCCACCGCGCCUUAGUCGCUAUGCCCGACCGUGAUUCGCUUCCGUCGAUCGAAUUUCAUUUCUCUACCGACGACUUUGUCUGGGACGACCUCAAAGUAGCAGGCGGUCCGGUAUGGUCCUAUUCCAAACGCGACACCACCGAUAUCGACGAGGAAAAUGUCGAUGAUAGCAACAUAUGGCUGAUGCCUGAUUUCGGAUACUGGGCCUGGCCCGAAGUCGAUAUUGCGCCGUAUCGCGAAACGCGCCGUCGCAUUGCGGCUGUUGAUGCCGAGUUUGAGAGUUUUCAAUCGAAAAAGAAACAAUUACUCUGGAGAGGUAGUUUGAAUACAGCGAUCGACCUGCGAAAUGGGUUGAUAGACGCUACAAAGAACAAAUUCUGGGCUUCCGUUCGAGUGGUGGAUUGGGGCAACAAGAAGAGUGUGGAGGAAAACGUCGUCCCGAUUGAAGACCACUGUCGCUACAUGUUUUUGGCUCAUACUGAAGGACGCUCGUUCUCCGGUCGGGGGAAAUAUUUACUCAACUGCCACUCUGUCUUCAUCACACAUCCUCUUAUCUGGCGUGAAGCUCACCAUGCAGCUUUUGUCUCUUCUGGCCCCGAGGCAAAUUACAUUCAAGUCGCACGAGACUUUUCAAAUCUGGAAUCGAAAGUGGAAUACCUACUUGACAACCCACAAAUCGCGGAGCGCAUUGCCAAUAACUCCGUCGCGACAUUCCGUGAUAGGUACCUCACCCCAGCGGCAGAGGCUUGUUACUGGCGAUAUUUGAUCCGCAAAUACGGCGAAGUCUCUGAUUUCGAGCCGAAACUAUAUGAUGAUCGAACGGGGAAGAUGAGAGGGCAGGCUUAUGAGCACUGGGUUCUUGAACUUUGA